AUCCGUCAGGCUGGAAAAAGUGUAAACAAAAACAGAAAAACUGCCACAGGGAGCCCAAGGAGGAUGGAGAGCGUCCUGUAUCGACACAAUUCAGGCUCAGAAGGUGAUGAUGAUUUCCCGGACACGAGAUUGCAUCAAGAGUACCCCGAAGAGAAGCAAGUGAAGGAGGAAGUGACAGAAAAUGUUCGGAUUAAGAGAUCAGACAGCUUCCUCAGUCCAUCGGAUUCAGAGCCUGGAGAUGAGGAUUUUGACUCUUCCGACAUGGCACAUGCCAUUGAGGAAAAUCUCCUGCGAGAGCUCGAUGACAAAUCCACAAAACCCAUCAAAAUGGAAGAAGAAACAGGGAAUCGAAUGGAAGAUGAUAUCAUCCUCCCGUCUGAGGUGCAGCACACAAUCUCCGACAGAGAACUCGAGCAGAGGAACCGAGACAGACAGAAGAGGAAAGAAUUGAAGUCCCGGAAAGAAGCCGAAGAGGAAGAAAGAGAGAAAAUGCAGGUUUUGGUAUCGAACUUCACGGAGGAACAACUCGACAGAUAUGAGAUGUUCAGGAGAUCUGCCUUUCCAAAAGCCGCCGUUAAGCGCCUGAUGCAGACAAUAACCGGAUGUUCAGUGUCCCAGAAUGUCGUUAUAGCCAUGUCAGGGAUAGCCAAGGUAUUUGCCGGGGAAGUUGUCGAAGAAGCUCUAGACGUAAUGGAGGCUGCCGGUGAGACAGGAGCCCUCCAGCCAAAAUACAUCAGAGAAGCUGUCCGGAGGCUCAGAGCACGAGGAAUAAUCCCUUCCGGACGAGCCCAUAAGCAAUUCUUCCGGCUGAACUGACAUGCUCUGCUACUGCCCCCAAAAAUAUUCAUCUGAGAGAGACAAAAAAAAAAGCCGGGAGCAAAAAUGAGGAAGAAUUUGAGAGGGCAACGACUGCUUUCCUUAUCAUACGCGUGUUUUUUUUUUAACUGACUCCAGCGAUAAUUUCUCCGCGGGCUUUUUCCUUCCAUCUCUCUCCCCGGAGAAGCUCUGAACAUCCCUGUGGGCUAUUGCAUAAAAAUCCCAUCGAGCAAAAAAUGCACUCGCCUUAAAAAAAAACUAAUUUACUGAUAAGGAUGUUGCAAGAGAUCAUUGAAUAAACAAAGAAAUUCACA
Molecule: messenger RNA, 1130 nt
Organism: Phlebotomus papatasi
Lineage: Eukaryota; Metazoa; Arthropoda; Insecta; Diptera; Psychodidae
Gene: Taf11
Product: transcription initiation factor TFIID subunit 11
Exons: 2
Coding region: 64-816 (250 amino acids)
Biological process (GO): RNA polymerase II preinitiation complex assembly; transcription initiation at RNA polymerase II promoter
Cellular component (GO): nucleus; transcription factor TFIID complex
Molecular function (GO): transcription coactivator activity; protein heterodimerization activity
Source: RefSeq, a predicted model, not a curated record